GUUUCUACUUCCGGCUCAGUGACGCGGUGUUUCCUGUCGGUACAGUGACAUUAUGAUACGCCAUAAAACGGUGAUCGUGACCGGGGCGAACAGCGGCAUCGGGAAGGCGACGGCGGCGGAGCUGCUGCGGCGGGAGGCGCGUGUGAUCAUGGCGUGCAGGAGUGUGGAGAGAGGCGACCGCGCGGCGCAGGAGAUCCGCCAGCUGCAGCCCGACACCGGACAGCUGCUGGUCAGACCGCUGGACCUCGCGUGUAUGAGCUCCGUGCGCAGCUUCUGUCUGCAGAUCAACAAGGAGGAGCCGAGACUGGACGUGCUGAUCAACAACGCCGGGGUCUACCAGUGUCCGUACUCUAGAACCGAGGACGGCUUUGAGAUGCAGUUCGGCGUGAAUCACCUGGGCCACUUCCUGCUCACGCACCUGCUCCUGGACCUGCUGAAGCGCUCUGCUCCGAGCCGCGUCGUCGUCGUGUCCUCCAAACUGUACAAGCGAGGAGAGAUCAACUUCGAUGACCUGAACAGCGAGCACAGCUACGACGCCGCGGCGGCAUACGCCCGCAGCAAGCUGGCCAACCUGUUGUUCACUUUGGAGCUCAGUCGGCGGUUAGAGGACACGGGGGUGACGGUGAACGCUCUGACGCCCGGCAUCGUCAGGACCAACCUGGGACGCCACGUCCACGUCCCUCUGCUGGCCAAGCCGCUCGUAAGCCUGGCCUCGUGGGCGCUGCUCAGAUCGCCCGAAGAGGGAGCAAAGACUUCUGUGUAUCUCGCCUGCUCGCCGGACGUGGAAGGCGUUCGGGGGAAAUGUUUCGCUGAUUGCCAGGAGAUGAAGCUGCUCCCUAAAGCCACGGACGAAGACGUGGCUAAAAAACUGUGGGACAUCAGUGAGGUGAUGGUGGGCAUCACGACGUAGAGCUGAAAUCACAGUUUCACGUCAACAGACACAGAAACCCCACAUCAUUCCCCGUACCAUCGUGGAUCCUGAAAAAAUUACACACAGUAAAAAUAAAACGUGCAUAAAACUAUAAACACUAUUUGUCAAUUAUAAGGUGAUUUAAAAUGGUUUAAAAUGUUCCUAAAUCCUGAGCAGAAAUAUCUGUCCUCAGCUGAAAAGAAGGCUUCAUUACAAUAACGGUUGAUGCACUAAAGCUGUUUUUUUGUUUUGUGGGGUUUUUUGGGUUUUUUUUUUUUUUUUUUUUUUAAGAAAAAAUAUUAGAGCCAAAAAUUUCUU
This is a messenger RNA of Tachysurus fulvidraco (yellow catfish), 1228 nucleotides long. It is a transcript of the gene rdh14a, whose product is annotated as retinol dehydrogenase 14a. Bases 53 to 910 code for a protein of 285 amino acids. The record is from RefSeq and is a predicted model, not a curated record. Lineage: Eukaryota; Metazoa; Chordata; Actinopteri; Siluriformes; Bagridae. The transcript has 2 exons.